UAAACGUCUGUGCUCCACUUUAGCGCCGGAAUAUGAGGAUAGAAUAAUCGAUUAUAAUCGAUCGACGGUCGAUGACUUGUUCUUCCCGCAGAGGUGAUGGCGGUGGGACUGAGGGGGAGGAUGGAGAGGAGGCGGGCUGCUGGCCAGGAUUGAGUCGGAUUGUAAAUCUUCCAUCGGGAGGAGAAGGAGAAGAAUUCAUCCGUCAAAAGUUCUUCUCGCUGUCUUCGACUCGCUGGGACGCCAUGGAGGACAUCUAGACUGCACUGGACACGCAGCAAAUGAGACAUCAUGUCGGAGCGCAGCGCCCCCUCAGGCCGGCUCAGACUGGAAUGGAUCUACGGCUACCGAGGACACCAGUGUCGCAACAAUGUGUACUACACCGCCGGCAAGGAGGUGGUGUACUUUGUGGCAGGAGUGGGCGUGGUCUACAACACACGAGAACACAGCCAGAGGUUCUACCUGGGACACAAUGAUGACAUCAUCAGCCUGGCCUUGCAUCCAGAGCGCACCCUGGUGGCCACAGGGCAGGUGGGCAAGGAGCCCUACGUGUGUGUGUGGGACACCUUCAGCCUGAACACUGUCUCUCUGCUGCGUGACGGACACACACACGGCAUCGCCUGUCUCACCUUCAGUGCCGACGGACAGAGGUUAGCUUCAGUGGGUCUGGACGCCAAGAACACUCUUUGUGUUUGGGACUGGAGGAGAGGGAAGAUCCUGGCCAGCGCCUCAGGACACUCGGACAGGAUAUUUGACGUGUGCUGGGAUCCUUUUCAAACAAACCGUCUGGUGAGCUGUGGAGUGAAGCACAUUAAGUUCUGGUCUCUGUGCGGGAACGCUCUGAGUUCCAAGCGAGGUAUUUUCGGGAAGACGGGCGACCUGCAGACCAUGUUGUGUGUGAGCUGGGCCAAAGAUGACAUCACCUUCUCUGGAGCGCUCAAUGGAGACGUGUACGUGUGGAAGUGUGCCAGACUCACCAGGACCCUGCAGGCUGCCCACGGGGCGGGCAUCUUCAGCAUGUACGCGUGCGAGGAAGGCUUCGCCACAGGGGGGAGGGACGGCUGCGUGCGGCUGUGGGACGUGGACUUCAAGGCCAUCACCAAGAUGGACCUGCGGGAGGCGGAGCAAGGAUACAAAGCUUUGUCCAUCCGGAGCGUGUGCUGGCGAGCCGACCGAAUCCUGGCGGGAACGCAGGACGGCGAGAUCUUUGAGGUGAUGGUCCAGGAGCGCGACAAGCCGCUGCUCCUCAUGCAGGCUCACGGCGACGGAGAACUCUGGGCCCUGGACGUGCAUCCCAAGAAGCCGCUGGCCGUCACCGGCAGCGACGACCGCUCCGUCAGGCUGUGGAGUCUCCUGGACCGCACCCUGGUCGCACGCUGCAACAUGGAGGAGGCGGUGAGGAGCGUGGCCUUCAGCGUGGACGGCUCCCAGCUGGCCCUGGGCAUGAAGGACGGAUCCUUCACCGUGCUGAGAGUCAGAGACAUGACGGAGGUGGUCCACAUCCAGGACCGGAAGGAGGUCAUCCACGAGAUGAAGUUCUCUCCGGACGGAGCGUACCUGGCUGUGGGCUCCAACGACGGAAUGGUGGACGUCUACGCCGUCUCCCAGCGCUACAAGAAGGUUGGAGAAUGCAGCAGGUCCUCCAGUUUCAUCACACACCUGGACUGGACCUUGGACUGCAAAGUCCUCCAGACCAACGAUGGCGCCGGAGAGCGUCUAUUGUACCGGAUGCCUCUGGGCAAGCCGCUCCUCAGCAAGGAGGAUGUCCAAGGUCAGCGCUGGGCCUCCUGGAGCUGCGUCUUAGGUCCGGAGGUCAACGGCAUCUGGCCCAAAUACUCCGACGUGUGCGAGGCCAACGCCGUGGACGCCAACCAAGCGGCGGGCGUCCUGGCGACGGGCGACGACUCGGGCGUGGUUAAGUUGUUCCGCUUCCCGUGCGCCAGGAAAGGUGCCAAGUUCAAGAAGUACCCGGGUCAUUCUGCCCAUGUGACCAAUGUCCGCUGGUCACAUGACCUGCAGUGGGUGCUGACCACAGGGGGGGCGGACCACGCCCUCUUCCAGUGGAGCUUUCAGCCCGAGUCCGGCGUGAACGGAGGACUGGACGCCAACAUCCUCGACAGUCACAGGGACUCCAACAGCGAGGACUCGGACAGCGACUUGUCUGACGUCCCUGAGAUCGACUCCGACAUCGAACAGGAGACUCAGAUCAACUACGACCGACAGGUCUACAAGGAGGACCUCCCUCAGCUGCGACAGCAAAGCCGGGAGAAGAAACAACAAGUUGGUUCCUUGAAGAGACAGAAAGUUCCAGAAGAAGGCCUCCGCCUGCAGUUUGUGCACGGGUACCGUGGCUACGACUGCAGGAACAACCUCUUCUUCACUCAGGCGGGGGAGGUGCUGUACCACGUGGCGGCGGUGGGCGUGGUCUACAAUCGCCACCUGCACAAGCAACGCUUCUACCUGGGCCACGACGAUGACAUCCUGAGCCUCGCCCUCCACCCGCUCAAAGACUACGCUGCCACGGGACAGGUGGGCAGGAACCCCACCAUCCACGUGUGGGACGUCCAGACUCUGACGUGUCUCUCCUUGCUGAGAGGAUUCCACCAGAGAGGAGUCAACGCUCUGGACUUCUCCGCGGAUGGAAAGACUCUGGUGUCUGUGGCCGUGGAUGACGUACAUUCCAUGGUGGUUUGGGACUGGAAGAGAGGGGAGAAAGUAGCCACUGCCAGCGGCGACAAAGAGAAGAUCUUUGUGCUGAAGUGUAACCCCCUGCUGAUGGACAAGAUGGUGACCGUGGGAAUCAAACACAUCAAGUUUUGGACACACGCAGGCGGCGGCCUGACCUCCAAGCGUGGUGCCUUCAGGAGCGUGGGACGUGCGGACACCAUGAUGUCGGCGUGUUACGGCCGGAGCGACGCGCUGGUCUUCUCCGGCGCCGCCACGGGAGACGUUUACGUCUGGAAGGAGGCGCUGCUGCUGAAGACCGUCAAGGCCCACGACGGACCGGUCUUUGCCAUGUUCUCGCUGGACAAGGGCUUUGUGACAGGAGGGAAGGACGGCGUGGUGGAGCUGUGGGAUGACAUGUUUGAUCGCUGCUUGAAGACCUACGCCAUCAAGCGAGCUGCCCUGUCUGCAGGGUCCAAAGGUCUGCUGCUGGAGGACAACCCGUCCAUCAGGGCCAUCACCUUGGGACACGGACACAUCCUGGUGGGAACCAAAAACGGCGAAAUUCUGGAGAUUGACAAGACUGGACCCAUGACUCUGCUGGUACAGGGUCACAUGGCAGGAGAGGUGUGGGGUCUCGCCCCUCAUCCCCUCCUGGCCGUGUGCGCCACUGUCAGCGACGACCGAACUCUCAGACUGUGGGAAACAUCGUCCACUCAUCGCAUGGUGGCUGUACGCAAACUGAAGAGAGGCAGUCGUUGCUGUGCCUUCUCCCCUGAUGGCAAGGUGUUGGCGGUGGGUCUGAGUGAUGGUGGCGUGUUGGUGGUGAACGCCGACACGUUGGAGGAUGUCCUCAGCUUCCAUCAUCGCCGAGACGCCAUCUCUGACAUCCGCUUCAGUCCAGACUCGGCUAAAUACCUGGCGGUGGCGUCACAUGACAGCUACGUGGACAUUUACAACAUGGCGAGCAGCAAGAGAGUGGGCGUGUGCAAGGGGGCGUCCACCUACGUCACGCACGUGGACUGGGACACGCGAGGUAAGCUGCUGCAGGUGAACACGGGCGCCAAGGAGCAGCUUUUCUUCGAAGCGCCACGAGGAAGACGUCAGCUCAUCAAACACUCGCAGCUGGAGCGACUCCACUGGGACACCUGGACCUGCGUGCUGGGAGACACCUGUGAGGGCAUCUGGCCCACCCACAGUGACAUCACCGACGUUAACGCCACCUCCCUCACACGCGACCGCACGCUGCUCGCCACCGGGGACGACUUUGGCUUCCUUAAAGUCUUCAGCUACCCUGUCACUGGUCAGUUUGCACGUUUCAAGCGUUACCUGGGUCACAGCGCGCAGGUGACCAACGUGCGCUGGGCUCACGACGACGCGGCCCUGCUGUCGGUGGGCGGAGCCGACACGGCGCUCAUGAUCUGGACCAGGGAGCGGGGGGGCGGAGUCAGCAGAGAGGGGGAGGGGCCCCAGGAGAACAGCGCGCUCGUCGACAGCGAAGAGUCGGACGACGACGUCGAGGAAGACGGCGGUCAGCGUCUGCUCGUUUGUGCUUGUGACGUGUGUGUUCUUUACACACGGGUGUGUGUGUGUGUGUGUGUGUGUUUGGGUGUGUGUGUGUGUGUGUGUGUGUGUGCAGGUUAUGACAGCGACGUCGCCCGUGAGAAGUGUGUGGACUACGUGGCCAAGAUGGCCACUGUCAGCCUCAGAGACAUGACAGGAAGUAAACCUCAACUGCAGAGCAAAGAUGUCACUGUUGAUGAGAGAGCACCUGUCAGUCGAGCUGCUCCACAGCCAGAGAAGUUGCAGAAGAACAACACCUCCAAGAAGAAGAGAGUGGUCGAGGACUUGGUUCUGGACCACAUCUUUGGUUUCCGAGGUUACGACUGCCGCAACAACCUGCACUACCUGAAUGACGGCGCUGACAUCAUCUACCACACGGCCGCCACCGCCAUCGUGCACAGCCUGAGCACGGGAAACCAGAGCUUCUACGUGGAACACACGGAGGACGUCUUGUGUCUGACAGUCAACCAACACCCCAAAUAUGACAACGUCAUCGCCACUGGACAGAUUGGCGGCACGCCGUGCAUCCACGUGUGGGACGCCAUGAGCAAGCGCACGCUGUCCGUCCUGCGCUGCGCUCACUCCAGGGGCGUGGCUUACGUCAACUUCAGCGCCACCGGCAAGCUGCUGCUGUCCGUGGGCGUGGACCCCGAACACACCGUCAGCGUGUGGCGCUGGCACGAAGGCUCCAGAGUGUGCGGCAGAGCGGGACAUCCCCACAGGAUCUUUGCGGCGGAGUUCCGGCCGGACUCGGACUGUCAGUUCGUGUCGGUGGGAAUCAAACACGUGAAGUUCUGGACGCUGGUGGGCGGAGCUCUGGUGUACAAGAAAGGCGUGGUGUCCACGCUGGAGGGCGGCCGCAUGCAGACCAUGCUGUCCCUCGCCUUCGGAGCCGUGGACCUGACCUUCACGGGCGCCGUCAACGGCGACGUGUACGUGUGGCGGGAGCACUUCCUGCUGAGGGCGGUGGCCAAGGCGCACACGGGGCCCGUCUUCUGCAUGUACACAACGCUGAGGGACGGCCUCAUCGUCACCGGCGGCAAGGAGAGGCCGACCAAGGAGGGCGGCGCCGUCAAGCUGUGGGACCAGGAGAUGAAGCGCUGCCGGGCGUUCCAGCUGGAGUCGUCUCGCCCCGUGGAGUGCGUGCGCUCCGUGUGCCGAGGCAGAGGCAAGAUCCUGGUGGGCACCAAGGACGGCGAGAUCAUCGAGGUGGGCGAGAAGAACGCGGCGUCCAACGUGCUGCUAGACAGCCACGCCCGGGGCGGCGUCUGGGGUCUGACGUGUCAUCCCGCCAAGGAGGUCUUGGUCACGGCCGGCGACGACGCCACCGUCAGGCUGUGGGACCUCGCUGACAAGAAGCUGCAAAAGAAGGUGUGUGUGGGCCAUGCAGCGGUGAGCGUGAGCUUCAGUUGGGAUGGAGAGAUGCUGGCCGUGGGGAUGAAGAACGGAGAGUUCCUCCUCCUCUUCUCCAACUCCCUCAAGGUGUGGGCAAAGAAGAGAGACCGUGGUGCCGCCAUUCAGGACAUCAGAUUCAGUCCAGACAGAAGAAUGUUGGCGGUGGGUUCUCUGGAGAACAGCGUGGAUGUCUAUGAGGUGUUAGGAGGAUCCACACUGAGCAGGAUGGUUUCCUGCUGUCACCUGCCCGCCUUUGUCCUGCACCUGGACUUCUCUUCUGACAGCACACACAUACAGGUGUGCACAGGUGCGUACAAACGUUUGGUGUUUGAACUUCCUUCUGGAAAACUGCUGACUGAGCAGAACGUCAUUGACAGAAUCACCUGGGCUUCCUGGACCAGCGUGCUGGGAGACGAAGUUUUGGGCAUCUGGCCGAGAAACGCCGAGCAGGCGGACGUGACGAGUGCGUGUGUGUCACAUGGCGGCUCCAACGUGGUGACUGGCGACGACCUGGGACUCAUCAAACUCUUCGACUUCCCGUGCACCGACAAGUUUGCCAAACACAAGCGUUACGUGGGACACUCGCCUCACGUCACCAACGUGCGUUUCUCCCAGGGCGACAGUCACGUGAUCAGCACAGGUGCUGACGACUGCAGUGUGUUUGUGUGGAAAUGUCUGCUGACCUUUUGACCCGGAGGACCCUAACGUCAAACACUUCAUCUUCAGCAGGAAGUGGUGGAAGAACGUCGCAAAUUUUUCCUUUCCUGCAUCUUUUAAAAACAUGUUUUUACCACAUCUUCAUGGAGACAUUUUGAGACAUGUUUUAAGUGCCUUUCUUGACAUUUCUACUUGUCAGUUUUGGUACUUUGUCUGCUUGGUGCUACUCUGACAAUGUUGCUUCCCCCCAAAAACACAACAUGUAUUGCUACACAACGUGUGUGUGUGUGUGUGUGUGUGUGUGUGUGUGUGUGUGUGUGUGUGUGUGUGUGUGUGUGUGUGUGUGUGUGUGUGUGUGUGUGUGUGUGUGUGUGUGUGUG
Molecule: messenger RNA, 6656 nt
Organism: Nerophis lumbriciformis (worm pipefish)
Lineage: Eukaryota; Metazoa; Chordata; Actinopteri; Syngnathiformes; Syngnathidae
Product: echinoderm microtubule-associated protein-like 6
Molecular function (GO): microtubule binding
Source: RefSeq, a predicted model, not a curated record